Molecule: messenger RNA, 1340 nt
Organism: Physcomitrium patens
Lineage: Eukaryota; Viridiplantae; Streptophyta; Bryopsida; Funariales; Funariaceae
Biological process (GO): translation; negative regulation of translation
Cellular component (GO): ribosome; cytosolic large ribosomal subunit
Molecular function (GO): structural constituent of ribosome; mRNA binding
Source: RefSeq, a predicted model, not a curated record
AUGACCGUGUUGAAUAGACCAAUCCAGGCGCUCGUGACGGUCACAGGUCCCCGAACUCCGAAGAGGAUGUCAAAAGAUGACCUUGAUAAGCGAUCCUGGAUGACGGGACCUCGAAGAAAGCCACCUCAGGCCGGGACGUGGGCGCCUUAUCCGACUGCGGAGCCCCUUUCAAGGUGCCCGGAAGGGGGGCUUUCAACUGUGAAGAACGCGCGCGGCCGCUUGCUAUCUUGCAGGUCGAAAAAUUCGAAGAAUUGGUGCGGAAUUCGCGAGCGGAUCGAGAGAGAGGGAGAGAGAGAGAGAGCGCGACGAGGAGCGUCCAGUUCACUGGUCUCAACCAUGGCGGCCCAAUUUGCAACCAUGCCGGUAGCGUCGUCCUCCUCCAGCUUCGGCACUGCCUCGGCUUCUCUCUCUUCAUCCUCCUCUUCUUUCGCUGCCAAUUCCACCACGCUUGUGUCGCUGCGGAGGCGCGUGGUCGUGCCCCUGGCGCGGCCUCGGAACGUGACCAUCCAGGCGAAGGGUGGGUUCAUCCCCGCCGAGCACCGGUGGAUGUACGAGGGCAUUGAGAAGAUGGGACCCGACGUGUGGAACACGACAUACUACCCGAAGGCGGACGAUCACAAGAACGUGGAGAAGAAGUGGUACGUAGUGGACGCAGCUGACAAGCGUCUCGGCCGCUUGGCGUCCACAAUUGCUGUUCACAUCCGCGGAAAGAAUAGCCCUGCGUAUACUCCUUCCACUGACAUGGGCGCUUACGUUGUGGUGAUCAAUGCCGACAAGGUUGCAGUGACGGGCAAGAAGGCAGAGCAGAAGCUGUAUAGAAAGCAUUCUGGUAGGCCCGGAGGCAUGAAAGAGGAGACCUUCGACAAUUUGCAGAAUAGAAUCCCGGAGCGCAUUGUCGAACAUGCAGUACGAGGCAUGUUACCGAAGGGACGGCUGGGCAGACGACUGUUUACUCACCUGAAGGUGUACGAAGGAUCCGACCACCCCCAUGGUGCCCAGCAACCAGCACCUUUGCCCAUUUCAGACAAGAGGAUUAAUAUAGUUCAAUAAACGACAAGCGCUCCUGGAAACCUUGUCAGUGAUUAGGUUUUAGUUGAUGCGUCACCAUAAACUCAUUUAAGCACUGGUUGGAGUGUGACAGUCAAUCUGUUUCCCUUACACGGUGUAUUCUGGAAUACAAGACCGACCUAGAUGAUCUAUUUCCAAAACUGAGGAAAUUCUCCAAGAGAUUAGAGUUGAUCCCGUUGCUAAUUGCUACUGCUUGCUAGUUGCAAUCUUAGCAUGAACAAUACCGUGUAAUGAGUUUCAUGAGUGGAAUGACUUGAGAAUCGUUUGAGCAU